UGAGGGCGUUACGAAAAACUCGUCUGAAUCUACCAGCAAAAAGGAUGGCCUGGCGAGGGACUUCCCCAAGGCUCGCAUACUUUUGUAUCAGUAUGAAUCAGCAUGGGUUGGGGAUCUCAAAGUCAAGACUUUCUUGAGAGACAUUGCCAAGUCAAUGUUGGAAGGGCUGCAAGCAAAUCGUGAAAAAAUAAGAGAUCGUCCCAUUGUCUUUAUCGGACACAGCAUGGGAGGCCUAGUUAUUGCAAAGGCUAUCACGCUUGCAGCAGAAACAUACAGGGAAAUCUUCCCAAGGCUGUUUGAGUGCAUCGCUGGAUGCGCCUUCUUUGGAACGCCGUUCGGCGGUGCUCAAGUUGCCGCUAUCGCCUCCAUGCUGGGUAAUAUAGGCGAACAACUUGGGUACACCAAAUCGUCGGCAUUGGUGGAUAUGAUGAAGCCCGGAGACGAGAGCUUGAACGAGCUCCGAGGCGACUUGCUGCGGUUAGCUGCCAAAAUGAGCCCACACGUCCAGCUCUUUUGCUUCUACGAGAAUCACCCAACGGACUUUACACAAGCAAAGCUAGGUCCAACCAUGUCGAAAAUCGCAAAGACGUUUGUUUCCAAGAAGCUGCAAGACUUCGUCUCCAGAGAGUCGGCGACAUUACCUGGAAUCCAGGAGAUGGGUCUUGCCGCCAACCAUCGAGAUCUCGUAAAGUUUAGCGACUUCAAGGACCCUCGGUACCAACUCGUCAGAGAGCCGCUCAAGAGACUCAUUCAUGGCGCCAAUCUCGUAGCCAAAAACAGACUCAACUCAACCCGUGGAAUCGAGCCAGAGGUUGUCAACAAUGUCAUGGAGUUGCUGAACGGCGGUCAAGUUUCGAAGAAGCGCAAAAUGCUUGCGCCUCAGUUUCCGCCAUCAAUCUGGAUUCCCAAGGCGGAGGCAUACUUGGAGUGGUUGCAAGAGGACCACGAAGCGGGGAGCGCGAUACAGAAGCACAGAGGACAGGCACUGUACAUUCGCGGUCCAGAGGGAAGAGGAAAGACGCGAGCGACUAUGGCGGCCCUCCAGGAUAUCGAUAAAAUCAUCUCAGCCGACGAAAAGGUGAGCCAUGGGCGAGGACCUGCCCUCGUUGCGUACUUCUUCUGCGACCCGUCUUCGGACUUUUUGACUGCUGAAGACUUACUCAAGUCGUUGGUACGGCAGCUCAUCGGCCAGCAAGCCACCUUGUCUGUGUACGCGAAGCACUUUGUGAAGAAGAAGGGCGAAGACUCGUCAAAGACUUCGGCGAAUCUCACGGUAGAGAACCUGUGGCAGACUCUCCAGGAUAUUCUCACAGACGAGUUCAUCGGUCGCAGAGUCUACUUCGUCAUCAACAACUUACACGUUCUGCCUGAAGAUGCCGAGUCCACUGUUAAGUUGAUGCGGUUCCUCAACGCCGAGCUGCAAGAACUCAAGACAGAGGACGACAAGCGAGUUCCUACCAGAUGGUUUCUCACUAGCAGAGAAGUUCAUCACGUGGAAGACUCGUUAAAGGUGGACGGAAUCCAACUCAUCGAUCUCGAGGAUGACAAGUACUGCGACCAGGUUCAGCGGGAGCUGCGCAAGGCGGCACAGGAGAAGGUGCAAAAACUCGGCGAGACCAAGAAUUACAAUAAGGCGCUCACAUACUAUGCGAGCAGUCUGAUUGGGAAGAGGGCAUCCAACAGUCAAUGGAUCAAGCUUUCCUGCAUGCAGCUUGCGGAGCUCCCUAAAGCAGAAAGUGAUCUCAAGAUCAGACACAUGCUUGAGGGUAUGCCUCAGGAGCUUAAGGCUCUCUUGGACGCUGCGUGGCUCCAAAUUUUUCAAUCCAACGAAAAGGAGACCGACAAGAUCAAGGAGCUGCUGCGAACACUCGUUUUGACGUUUGAAGAGCCUACCGAGGAUGAGCUUGUUGUUUUGGCGGGCUUCCCUGCCACGGAAGCGGGAAAGGCCGAGCUUCAGGAUUUGGUGAAGAAGUGCAGGCCGUUGUUGACGGUGACGAGAAGCGGCAAGUCUGAAAAUACCAUUGGCUUCAUGGACAGGGUCGUCAAAGAACAUCUUUUGGAAAAGGAGACCUCGAGGAAGACGCUGGGCAUGUCGAAUGACGAAAGCAAGUGGCAGCAGGGCAUCAUUGCGCUCCGGUGUUUGGCGCACAUCAAGGAAGCGUUCAACUUCCCUGAGGAAGUGAAGCCUGUUGUAGAGGCUCAGGAGGAAAACGAAGAGGCAGAGACCCAGUCUACAAAGGACGAGGACGAGGAGAGUGAAGGAUCUGAAGCAGAUGGGGAGGAGAGCGCCGCGGCUGAUUCUGAGCAAGAUGAUUCGGACAGCGACACAGACUGGGACGACGAUGAAUCCACCUACGGCUACCAAGACGACGAGGCCGAAGAGGCGAGAAUACUGGCCGAAAAGGUGCUGCCCUACCCCGUCAAGCACUGGCUACACCACGCCAGCAGAGCUACGCUGGAGAUUGCGGAGGAUCUCAGCGAGGAUGACUUUUGGAAGAAGCCCGAGUCUUUGAUUCGGUACCGGUGGCUCGUCGUCUACAUGUCCAUGACGAAAGUGCUCGAUGGCUUCGAACCCAGGGAGUUGACUGCUUUGCAUAUCGCCGCUGCGGUCGGAUUCAAGCAGCUUGUCUCCGCGCUCAUCCAGAACGGUCAUGAGCACGAGAUUAACAUGAGGGACAAUCUUGUCAAUACACCUGUAAGGCUACACUAUAUUCCAUUCUUGAGCCAUUGCCAGCUUGGAAAUUUUGACUUGUUACUAACAUUCGUGGCAGCUUCAUUUCGCCGCAUACAUAGGCAGACCAAACAUCGUGGACGAGCUUCUCAAAAGAGGCGCCAGUAUCGACGAUGGUAUCGAUAUCGGCGAGCAGACCCCGCUACACAUGGCGGCAUUUGCUGGCCACGUCAAAGUCAUGGAAAAGCUCAUCAAGAGGGGUGCGAAUGCCAACGCUAUCGCCAGUGAUGUCGGCCCAGUCAUGAAUGCCGCCAUUUCUUCCGGUAGUCCAGAUGCCGUCAAGCUACUCGUCGAGAAGCAGGUUUCGCUAUCCGUCGAGGACGAGAACAUCGAUUCGCCUCUGGCGUUGGCUGGUCUCCACGCAGACCUGUCCAUGUUUGAAUACCUCACGCAAACCUACGCUGACAAGCUCCCGGCCAAGGAGUUCGACAAGGCCUUCAUCAAGGCCGCCGUCUCUGGCAGAGUGGACGUGUUCAACAAGCUAUUGACUUACUCUCAUCCUCAAGAGUGCUUCCAGACUGCGCUAAAGGUGGCGGCAGAGGAGGAGAAUUGGGACAUUGUUAUGAUACUUCUGGAGC
Molecule: messenger RNA, 3309 nt
Organism: Colletotrichum acutatum
Lineage: Eukaryota; Fungi; Ascomycota; Sordariomycetes; Glomerellales; Glomerellaceae
Exons: 3
Coding region: 155-2959 (934 amino acids)
Source: RefSeq, a predicted model, not a curated record